GCGCGAGGGUCCUCGGGUCGAUCCCCGUUCAGCUCCGGCGGCAAGGCGAGGCUCGAGAGGGGCUCCCGGGUCGCCCUGCCACGGACUCUGGCUUCCCGUUCCCGGAAGCCUCCGAGGGAGGCGUCUCCGGCCCCGAAGAGGCAAAGCUCCCCGGCCGGGGAGAAACUUCCGGGGUUGCUAAGUAACGGGCACCCGCUUCCUGCUUGGCGAGGGUCGGCCUUCCGCGCCGCUGCUGCCUUUGGUGCCCCCGGGAGACGGGAGGGUCGCCUCUGGCCAUGACGGCUGCCGGGUCGCGCGGAUGGAUCCUGGCGCUGCUGGUGGCCCAGGUCUAUAGCGAGUUCGGCGUGGUGCGCGUCUUCCCGGAGAAGGGCGGCGGCGGCGGCGGCGGGAAGGACUACUGCAUCCUCUUCAACUCGCAGUGGGCCCACCUGCCGCACGACCUGGCCAAGGCGUCCCUGCUGGCGCUGCAGGAUCAGACGAUGUCGGUCUUGUGCGCGGCCUCCGAGGUGCCCGAGGGAGGCUUCGGCAACGCGGUGCCCAUGGUGAUGCGGGGCAACUGCACCUUCUACGAGAAGGUUCGUCUGGCGCAGGUGAACGGCGCCAGGGGGCUGCUCAUCGUCAGCAAGGAGAGGCUGGUGCCCCCCGCUGGUAACCGGAGUCAGUAUGAGGAAAUUGAUAUCCCAGUGGCCCUGCUCAGCUAUGCAGAUAUGCUGGACAUAGGACAGAGCUUUGGUCACUCAGCCAAGGUGGCCAUGUACGCACCCGGUGAGCCCGUUCUAGACUACAACAUGGUGAUCAUCUUUGUCAUGGCAGUGGGCACGGUGGCCGUGGGCGGAUACUGGGCUGGGAGCAGAGAUGUGAAAAAACGCUACAUGAAACACAAGCGGGAUGACGGGGCUGAGAAGCAAGAAGAUGAGACAGUGGACGUCACUCCGGUCAUGAUUGGCGUCUUUGUGGUCAUGUGUUGCUCUAUGCUAGUCCUCCUGUAUUAUUUCUACGACCAACUAGUGUACGCCAUCAUUGGGAUUUUCUGCCUCGCCGCUUCCAUCGGUCUCUACAGUUGCCUUUCCCCGUUUGUCCGAAGGUUCCCCCUUGGGAAGUGCCGCGUUCCAAGUAACAACUGGCCUUAUUUCCACAAACGGCCCCAAAUCCGGAUGCUGCUCCUUGCCGCCUUCUGCGUUGCUGUUAGCCUGGUCUGGGGUCUCUUCCGAAAUGAAGACCAGUGGGCCUGGAUCCUCCAAGACACUCUGGGGAUCGCCUUCUGCCUCUACAUGCUGAAAACCAUCCGAUUGCCAACGUUCAAGGGCUGCACUUUGCUCCUUCUGGUCCUCUUCGUGUAUGAUGUCUUUUUCGUCUUCAUCACUCCAUACCUAACCAAGACAGGGGAGAGCAUCAUGGUGGAAGUGGCUGCUGGACCGACUGACUCGUCCACUCGUGAAAAGCUCCCCAUGGUGCUCAAGGUCCCCCGGCUCAACUUCUCCCCACUGGCCCUCUGCGACAGGCCCUUCUCUCUCCUGGGAUUUGGGGACAUCUUGGUACCAGGUCUGCUUGUGGCCUAUUGCCACAGGUUUGAUAUUCAAGUCCAGUCGUCCAGAGUGUACUUCGUAGCUUGCACCAUAGGUUACGGCAUCGGCCUCCUGGCAACCUUUGCAGCCCUGGCCUGGAUGCGGAAGGGCCAGCCGGCACUCCUCUACCUGGUGCCCUGCACGCUCCUCACCAGCCUCCUCGUGGCCCUGUGGCGCCGGGAGCUGGCCACAUUCUGGACGGGCAGCGGCUUUGCGAAAGAGCUACCUCAUCCUCCCUUAGUCGUCUCCCCCGUCAGCUGCCCUGUUCCCCCAAAAGCAUCCCAUCCAGAGGCCGACGGAGAAGCAGCUGCUUCCACUGCCCCCCCCAGGGAGCCCGCCAACACCCCCGUGGACCCGGAGGAGGAGGAGGAGGAGCCACCACGUGCCCCUUUCCUGGAGGUGGAGCAAGAGGCGAAGGAAGAGGAGACGGACGCUGCUGAGCCCCAGCCCGACCAGCUGCCGGCCCAGCGGCCAUGGGGAGAGUCACCCGAUGACCCUCUGAAGGACAAGACUCCGGAACAGAUGAGCCCCCCAGCCGAGCAUAGUCACUCUGGCUAGAUUCCCUCCCCCCCCUUUCUCCCCCCCUCCCUCUCCCAGUGCAGCUGAGGACUGGUUUGGUCCCCUGUGGAUUUCGCUCAGAGGGACAGUGUCAAUUCUUGGGCCAUUAGGAGACUCCCAGAUUGGACCUCAGAGGGGCAGCCAUCUGCGUUUCAUACCAAAUCCCCUUCCUUUUUGAAUAUGGUGCUUUUACGAAGGUUCAAAUAGAAUUUCAGCAAUUAUUUAAAAGACAAAUCAGCAAGCAGAUGCCUGUCCUUUCCCCAUUUUAGUCUGCUGGUUAGUAUUAAUAUCUUUUUUUAAAAAAACAAAACAAAACUAGGCAGUAUUUGCACUUGUGUGGCCAUGAUAAUAGCUUUAGCAUAAGUAGAGCUGUUUGAGAAGAAGCUCUUCUCCAAUGGUUUCCUCUUUUUAAAACUCAUCUCUCCAUGGAAGGCGCUGCAGGGCUGGUUGUCCUUCCCAGGGGCCACCUACUCACUCUGUCCUCAAGGAACGAGCCGGUCUCAAAAAGAAUGUGUCCACUCUGUCUCCGCAGGCUUUUAGUUCUGUCUGUCUCUUCUGGGAUCUUGUGUGCUGGAAGGAAGGGCUGUUGGGGCCUGCAGACUAACACCCUGGGGCACGGCACCCCAAAUUGCUGGCCCCUUAAGCUCAGGAGGAACUUUCCUUUCCCAACUCUCAGGGCUGUCACUUCAGACCAUCAAGGCCACGCCCGCAGCUCUUCAUGGAAAUAGCUGCCUCUGCCUGUGGCCAGCCUGUGGCUGCCUCGAGGCCACUUCCAGGGAACAAGGCCAUGUUAGAGGCAACAAGUCUUCCUGCAAAGUGACUGCCGGAGCCCUGCUUAGGUGCUGCAACCCUGGGUUUUAGUCUCCUGAAUUCCUGGAGGUGGAGGCAGCGGGCUAGGGUUAAUGUGUCCCUUCUCUCCUGGCCCAGCUGGGACUCAAGGAGAAGGUUCCCAACAGGCGGUUUGGGAAAGGAAGUGGCUGCGGCUUCCCUGGCCCUCCUGUGGGGCAGGGGUGCCCAUUGAGGCAGCAGAGGGCUGGCAGGUGGAGGGACCAGCAGCCUUCCAGGGACAAUAGUCUUAACUUGGGGAGUGUUGGGUCCCCCUUCAACUUCUCCUCCCUGGGCCAGAGGACUUCUGUGUUGUCUUUGUGUUUCAGUGUAGUGUGUUUGCAUUCUUAAUUUUAUUUUAUUUUAUUUUGUUCUCUGGAUUGUAAGAUGUAGCUUUACAAGCCUGCAUAUUAAAGGUUUACUGGCUUCUGCUGA
Messenger RNA from Ahaetulla prasina, 3383 nucleotides. It is a transcript of the gene SPPL2B, whose product is annotated as signal peptide peptidase like 2B. Gene Ontology annotation, molecular function: aspartic endopeptidase activity, intramembrane cleaving. NCBI's taxonomy places the organism in Eukaryota, Metazoa, Chordata, Lepidosauria, Squamata, Colubridae. The transcript has 15 exons. Gene Ontology annotation, biological process: membrane protein proteolysis. Gene Ontology annotation, cellular component: Golgi-associated vesicle membrane; cytoplasmic side of endoplasmic reticulum membrane; lysosomal membrane. The coding region runs from base 276 to 2123 and encodes 615 amino acids. The record is from RefSeq and is a predicted model, not a curated record.